AUGGCAUCUUCGCACCCGGUCGAUCCAGAGAAACAACAUCCAGCGACUAAAACCUCCAGCGCUUCUUCCUCUAACAAUAAGGGUGUUGCCGGGGAUGAUGGCAUGUUUCGGCUUCGUCACCAUCAUGGUAGUGGCCGUGAAGAAUUUGGCGACCUUAUGGCCGUACGGUGGUUCCUGGGUACUUUCCGAGAGCGCCUUUUUCCCGCUCGUGAUCUAUUACCUGACGACGUUCUACCGGAGAGGGCAACUAGCGAGGCGGUUGGCGAUUUUCUUUGCGGCGCAGAGUAUUGGAGUGCUUUUGGGGGCUUGCUCGCGUUUGGUGUAUUCCAGAUUCAGACGGGGGAUCUGGCGGAUUGGAGGUAUUUGUUUUUAGUCGAGGGGGGCUGCACGUUUUUGUUCGCGUGGUUCGCGCUGUGGUACCUGCCAUAUUCGGCCGCCAGGUGUGAAUUUCUGAGCGAGGAGGAGAAAAAGGUCGCAUUUGCAAGGAUGCAGCUUGAUUCGAGUAGUGAGGUCAAUGAGGCUUUCAAGUUCAAGGAGGCAGUGAAAAUUUUCAAGCAUCCCACGAGUUGGAUUAUUCUAGGCAUUGAAACUUGCUUAGGCAUACCGCUGCAGUCUUUACAAUUGUUCUUACCAGUCAUUGUAGCUCGUCUCGGAUAUAGUACGGUCAAGACGAAUCUCUAUACGGUGGCUCCAAAUAUCUCGGGCGCGAUUGUGCUCCUCAUCUUAGCAUUCAGCUCAGAUCUCACUCGGUUGCGAUUUCCAUUCGUAGUCCUUGGCUUUCUCCUCACAUUUACCGGCUUCAUCAUCUACGCGUCAAUUGACGUCAAGGCUCGUCUACACGUCGCAUACUUCGCCUGCUUUAUGAUGACUUGGGGAACAUCCGCCCCGUCUGUCAUUCUUGACGUAUGGUACAACAACAACAACAUCGCAAACGAAAACCGGCGUGUCAUGUUGACGUCAGUGAGCGUGCCGGUGGCAAAUUUGAUGGGCGUUGUGAGCAGCAACAUCUUUCAGAAGAAGGAUGCGCCGAAAUAUAUACCAGCGCUGGCGACCACGGCCGCUCUUGGCGCUUUCGGAUGUCUACUGACAAUAAUUCUAGGUGCUUGGAUGAUCAUUAAUAACAAAAGGAGAGAUCGCAAGCAGGGAAGGGUGAUUAAGGCGAUCGUUAUGCCAACCGAUUUGAUGGGGGACGGCAAUUAA
Bacidia gigantensis is the source of this 1200-nucleotide messenger RNA. RefSeq lists its product as uncharacterized. Gene Ontology annotation, molecular function: transmembrane transporter activity. The coding region runs from base 1 to 1200 and encodes 399 amino acids. The transcript has 3 exons. The record is from RefSeq and is a predicted model, not a curated record. Gene Ontology annotation, biological process: transmembrane transport. Gene Ontology annotation, cellular component: membrane. NCBI's taxonomy places the organism in Eukaryota, Fungi, Ascomycota, Lecanoromycetes, Lecanorales, Ramalinaceae.